Messenger RNA from Malania oleifera, 1887 nucleotides. RefSeq names its product mannan endo-1,4-beta-mannosidase 7. The transcript is spliced from 5 exons. The record is from RefSeq and is a predicted model, not a curated record. NCBI's taxonomy places the organism in Eukaryota, Viridiplantae, Streptophyta, Magnoliopsida, Santalales, Ximeniaceae. Bases 189 to 1481 code for a protein of 430 amino acids. Gene Ontology annotation, molecular function: hydrolase activity, hydrolyzing O-glycosyl compounds.
GUGAAAGGACAAAUCUCGUUUCCACACUUCUGUGCUUAGCUAGGCAUCCCUCUCUCUCUCUCUCUCUCUCUCUCUCUCUCUCUCUCUCUCUCUCUCUCUUUUAUACCUCAACAGCCCCAUCUCCUUUCUUCCUCACCUCCACUUCUUCCCAGCUGCAUUUCUAGAGAGAGAGAGAGAGAGAGAGAGAGAUGAAGCAUUUGGGGGUGUGUCUUUUGGUGGCCCUCCUGCUGAUCCACAACCAAGUUGAAGGCGCAGGGAACGGUUUCAUAAGAACCAGAGGAGUGAAUUUUGUGCUGAAUGGAAGUCCUUUCUAUGCAAAUGGCUUCAAUGCCUACUGGUUGAUGUAUGUGGCCUCUGACCCAUCUCAGAGAAGCAAAGUUUCUUCUGCUUUUCGGGAAGCCACGAGCCAUGGACUUACUGUGGCAAGAACUUGGGCUUUCAGUGAUGGUGGAUACAGACCCCUGCAGUACUCCCCUGGCUCCUACAAUGAGCAAAUGUUUAAGGGGUUGGACUUUGUCAUAGCUGAGGCUAGAAGGUAUGGGAUUAAGCUUAUAUUAAGCUUGGCGAACAACUAUGAGAGCUUUGGUGGGAAGAAACAGUAUGUGAACUGGGCUAGAAAUCAGGGGCAGUACCUUACCUCUGAUGAUGAUUUCUUCAGAAACCCUGUUGUUAAAGGUUACUACAAGAACCAUGUUCAGACUGUUCUUAAUAGAUACAACACCAUAACUGGAAUCCAUUACAAGGAUGACCCAACAAUUAUGGCCUGGGAGCUUAUGAAUGAGCCAAGAUGCACUUCAGAGCCAUCGGGGAGGACAAUCCAGGCAUGGAUAAUGGAGAUGGCUUCCCAUGUGAAGUCCAUUGACAAAAAGCACUUGCUAGAAGCUGGAUUAGAAGGAUUUUAUGGAGGCACAACACCUCAAAGGGAAAGUUUCAAUCCUGCUUUCAACAUAGGAACUGACUUCAUUGCAAAUAAUCGGAUACCCGGCAUUGACUUUGCUACACUUCAUUCAUAUCCUGAUCAAUGGUUAUCUAGUCAAAAUGACCAGUCCCAGCUCUCUUUUCUGAACAAUUGGCUCAAAACCCACAUUGAAGAUGCACAAAACAUUCUUCGAAAACCACUGCUUCUCACAGAAUUCGGAAAAUCAUUGAAAGAUCCUGGGUUUAGCACCUACCAGAGAGACAUGCUGUUCAACACAGUUUACUAUAAUAUUUACUUUUCGGCUAGGAGAGGAGGUGCUGCUGCUGGAGGCCUGUUUUGGCAACUUCUUACUGAGGGUAUGGACUCGUUUCGGGAUGGGUAUGAAAUCAUUUUAAGUGAGAACCCCUCCACAGCAAACAUGAUUGCUCAAGAGUCUCACAAGCUUUACGAAAUUCGGAAAAUGUAUGCCAGACUGAGAAACAUAGCAAAAUGGAAGAGAGCGAGGGCCAUUAGAAGAGGUCAAUGGUUGGCUAGAAAGAGGGGCAGGAACAACGGAAACUAGGAGGUGAUUUUGUUACGGAAGAUUGAAGUGUUUGUAAACAACGGCAAUGAUAAUGUGGGGGCAAGAUUUGUGUUGGGCGUAGGCCUACUUGGAGGUGAAGUUUUCAGGAUAUGGUUUCUUUCUUAGAGAUGAGUACUAUUCAUCCAGGAGGGUAAACUAGGUUAGCAAUAGUUUAUGCAAUUCUUAUAGAUGCAUACUUUAUGUUGUGUGGUCCAAGUUGUUUACAGGGCUUUGUGCUAGGCAGGGCUAUUAAGAAGUCAAAAGCCCACCAAUGCCUUCCAUAAUAUUAGUUUUAAUUAUCACAAAGAGACUUAUGCCAAGCUUAAAUUUUACUGGCUUCUUAAUUUUCAGAUUGUAAACCUGAUAAGUGAACGCAACUGAAUGAAUGUGUUGUAAAUUCCAGUCA